This is a messenger RNA of Anthostomella pinea, 1683 nucleotides long. NCBI's taxonomy places the organism in Eukaryota, Fungi, Ascomycota, Sordariomycetes, Xylariales, Xylariaceae. The record is from the annotation of a GenBank genome assembly.
AUGAAGACCACUUACGCGGUAGCGGCUCUUGCUGCCGGUGCCAACGCGGCCAGCAUCCACCACAGACAUGCUCACGACGCGCUCCACGCCCUGGAGAAGAAAAGCAACGACAACAGCACUUGUGGCUGCACCACCAUCUACAGCACCUACUACGGUCAACCUACUCUGGUAUUCCCGUCUGUUCCAGCGGCAGCACCGACGACCAGCAGCUCUGCUGCGCCAACCACACUCACCCAAACCCAGGUCGUGGUACCAACGCCAGUCGCCCAGACGUGCUCAACCACGGGUGUCUACACCUUCCCGGCCACCACCGUCACAUUGACCGACUCGACGACGGUGGCCGUCCCGACAACGACUGCUGUGACCAGUGGUACCAACGUGGUUGGUGGUGUCACCACCAUCGUCAGCACCGCUACAACCGUCACCUGCCCCUACGCCACCGUCUCGACCAGCGAGGGAGUCACCACCAGCGUCAUUGAGACCACCACCUACGUGUGCCCCUCCGCCGGCACCUACACCAUCGCCCCUAUCACGACGACCGUAACUGAGGACACCACGGUGACUGUGCCUUGCGUCACCAGCUACACCCCUGGCACCUACACCCAACCUGAGGUUGUCACCACCAUCACCGAGACAAGCACUGUCGUCUACUGCCCCUUCGAUGUACCUACCCCGACGGCGGAGACCACCUCAGUCGCCCCGGUCACCACUUCAGCGGCUCCGGUCACCACAUCGGCCGUCGAAACCUCGGCCGUUGAGACCUACCCCGUCGUGACCUCUUCCGUUGAGACCUCGGCCGCCACGGCAACUGAGUACCCGACUUCCUCGUCCAAAGCUCCUGCACCCACCGGCGGCCUGGGUGGCGCGGCUGGUCAGCCAUGGGGCGUAACCUACACGCCUUACACCACUGACUCGACAGGUGAAUGCAAGUCCCAGUCUGUCAUCGAGGCAGACAUUGCUGCUAUCGCCGCUGCGGGCAUCACCACCAUCCGUGUCUACUCGACCGACUGCCACACCCUGGACUGGGUCGCCCCUGCUUGCGACAAGAGCGGCGUGAAGCUCAUCGUUGGUAUCUUCAUUGACACCGCUGGUUGCGAUGCGUCGAACCCCAGUGUUCAGGAGCAGAUUGACCUUAUCGCUAAAUGGGCCAACUGGGACCAGGUCGAUCUUAUUACUGUUGGAAAUGAGGCUGUGCUCCACGGCUACUGUACCCCGGCUGAGCUCGCCGCUCUUGUCACCAAGGCCAAGAGCGCCUUCACCGGGUACACUGGACCGUUCUCCACCUCCGAGACGGUCAACAUCUGGCAACAAGAAGAGUUCACCAGCGCCAUGUGCCCGGUGAUUGACGUCGUCGGUGCCAACGCUCACGCUUUCUUCAACCAGGGAACCGACGCUUCCGAGGCUGGUGCGUUUGUCAAGAGCCAGCUUGACAUCAUUAACAAAGCGUGCGCUGGCCUCGAGGGGUACAUCAUGGAGACUGGCUGGCCUACAAAGGGUAACGCCAUGGGCAAGGCCGUCCCCGGUGUCUCUGAGCAAGAAAUUGCCAUCAAGUCCAUUGUUGCGGCCGUUGGUGACAAGGCUGUCAUGUUCAGUCUGACCUCGGAUGCUUGGAAGGACGAAAACACCGACUGCGGAUGCGAGCAGCACUGGGGUUGCGCCUCGGUUCUUGGUAUCACCCUGUAA